Molecule: messenger RNA, 444 nt
Organism: Sclerotinia borealis F-4128
Lineage: Eukaryota; Fungi; Ascomycota; Leotiomycetes; Helotiales; Sclerotiniaceae
Source: the annotation of a GenBank genome assembly
AUGUUAUGGGAACCUUGGUAUUUGGAUGAGACCGAAAUACUUUCAACGGUAGAGAAUCUCCAGCAAUACGAAAGUGAACCCCUCCUCAAUCGUAUUGUCCACAAGAUGAUUCAACUCAAGACAAUGCUUAAUUGCAUCGACAAUUCUGGCGCUGCUGUGGUAGAAUGUGUCAAGGUCAUGAAAAUGAAGAGGCAUGCAAAGAUUGGAGAACGCAUUAUUGUAGUAGUACAGAAGCAACGAAACUUCUCGGAAACAGGACCAGGUGCAACUGUUUCUACAUCGGCGGCGAAUAAGGUUAGAAGAGGAGAUGUUAGACAUGCGGUUGUAGUCAGGACGGUCAAGAAAUUACAGAGACCAGAUGGGAGUGUUGUCAAAUUCGAUGACAAUGCUUGCGUCUUGAUAAAUAAGACGGGAGAGCCCAUUGGAACAAGAUUGAAUGGUUAG